AAUCACAAAGCUAGUUUCCGUAAUCAUUUGCUGCUGCUGUCACUAGGAUCAGCUGAUGGUGUGUUGUGAUUGCACUUUGACAAUGACUUCUGCCCCACUCAUUCGUCAAGUGCUUAUCAACGUUAUCUGCCUUAUUAUUGUUUAUUUGCCGGUUAUUCUUUUGCAACUGCUCGGUAAACCUUUUCAAAGAGGAUUCUACUGCGAUGACACUUCCAUUCGUUAUCCUUAUAAGGAUUCGACCGUUACCAGCGCUAUGCUUUACGGUUACAGCUACGUCCUUCCCAUCGUAUCGAUAAUCAUAGUGGAGAUUGUUCGGUGGAAACUCAGCUCACCGUCGCAAAACCUAAGCUCCCGUAAUACCUCUUCUACGAUAAAUAGUUCAUCGAGAAUCCGCAUUCCGUCGGAGGUCGUUGAGGUUAUCCACCUGAUUGCCAUCUUCCUCUUUGGUGCGGCUUGCACAGAGUGGGCCACGGAUUUCGGCAAAUAUUUCAUCGGCCGUCUUCGUCCUCACUUUCUUUCCAUCUGUCAACCUGACAAUUUCUUGGAGAUAUGUCCGCCGAAUGGGCUGCCCAUUUACAUCACACAAUUUAAAUGCACCGGCAAAAAUGGGCAAAGAUUACAAGAUUCUAGAAUGUCGUUCCCCUCUGGUCACGCUUCCUUUUCUUCCUACGCGAUGUUGUAUCUGGUGCUAUAUCUCCAGAGCAGGAUGAACUGGUCUGGCUCCAAAUUACUUCGACCAACAAUUCAGAUUGCAGCACUGAUGCUUACGUGGUACACAGGCCUUUCACGAAUUACUGACUACAAACACCACUGGAGUGAUGUGUUAACGGGAUUCCUCAUCGGCAGCACAGCUGCGUCGUUGACGGUGCUGUACGUAUCCAGUUUCUUCAAUAGGCCUCGCUCUAGCAGCAACAUGGCCCUGCUUCAGGAACGGGGAGAUGUCGAACUGCAAACCGCAGCUUCAGCGAACAAAUGAUUAUUGCUGCUAAUAACUUCAGGAUUGAUUGAUUUAAAAAAAAUGCAUAACAAGAAGCACACGGGAAUCUUCUGUACGACAUCUAUUACCCAGUGAAUUAUAUCUGACUGAAUUUUAUAUAAAUAUGUAAAUAUCAGCAUUCAUGAAAUCAUUGGAAGAGUAUGGCAACUUCGCUUUUUCGUUAUGCUCAUUG
This is a messenger RNA of Daphnia pulex (common water flea), 1169 nucleotides long. RefSeq names its product putative phosphatidate phosphatase. Gene Ontology annotation, biological process: signal transduction; phospholipid metabolic process; phospholipid dephosphorylation. The record is from RefSeq and is a predicted model, not a curated record. Gene Ontology annotation, molecular function: phosphatidate phosphatase activity. The coding region runs from base 56 to 976 and encodes 306 amino acids. The transcript has 7 exons. NCBI's taxonomy places the organism in Eukaryota, Metazoa, Arthropoda, Branchiopoda, Diplostraca, Daphniidae.